AUGGGGUGUGCUAGCUCCACAGCUGAAGUUGCUAAAGCUUCCAGAGCUGCAUGGCAAAGCUUCUUCCGACUGGAUGGUCUGCCAGUGUCGUUAACUGUGGAUCAAGACCAAAAAAAUCUGCGGCUUCGCAUCGUUGGCUUGGACUGUGCUGAAGAGCUGCCGUUGUUGGAGCAUGCGGUGUUGAAACGAGAUUUGACGAUCAAGGCAGCCACACUGAUCAAGAUCGGUGCCCAUGUGGAUCAGAGCUUCGAGCUGGCACCGGUUUACCACAGUCCCGUGCGCAAGUACCUCAUGCCGAAGAAGCAUGAGGUGAAUGAAGUCACGGUGAGCUCGAGCUCUGCAGAUGAGGUCCGCAAGGUGGUGCCAACCGCAGUGGCAGCAUUACAGGAUGUCGCAGAGAUCGUUAAAGUGUUGCUCAUUGCGGCGCUCUUGAAGACGGAUGCCAAUGCGAUCUCAGAUAUCUUCUUCAUGACUCCUGAUCUCGAGGCCAAUGGCCAGUCAAAGACUGUGGAUCUCCUUGAAGCCGAGUUCAAGCUUGCAGUCUUUGAUCAGUUGCAGAAGAAUACUUCGACGAUCUCCAGGGCGUCCUCCAUACCACCCAACAAGACUGUGACAGAGCAUGUGAGCGAGCAAGCAGCGGGCCAUCAGUCUCAACACCUGCCCCUUGCACUGCGGGAACUGCAGAACGGCUUGGAGUACCAGCUGCAUGGACCGGUGUCCUCUGGUUUGACCAUCACUGGCUUUGAGAAAUUUGUGGGCAUUGGCUUAGCACAGAAGAGCCUCAAGGAUGCCCUGGGCUUCAAGGAUACACACACUACAGAAUCGAAGCCAUUGAUUCUGGAGAUUCGCACAUGCUUUGUCUCUGAGCAGAAGGUGAAGAGCACGGGCCAGCUCGCUGAGAUUCAGCAUUUUUGGGAGCACACCAUCAUGCAAAAGGAGCAAUUUGCGAAUUUCGUGUCUUGGCUGGACAUCUCGGAGCGCACUUGGACGAUUGAUCGCGUCUUCCUGAACGGCAUUCUGCCAGCUGGACAUCGAUAUGGAGCUCAGGCUAUUGCAGAGCACCUCUUAGCACCUCCCUUGCUCUUUUUCCAGUCGAAGAAGGAGUCCCAGAGUCCGAGUUCGGAGGCUUUUUUGAACUCCAUGCCAGAUUUGGAGAAGCUGGUGGUUGCGGAUGUGGUGAAUUGGAACACCUAUUUGCUGAUGGCGGUUUGUGGUCGAACGGAAGCUGAGGCCCGGCAGAAGUUGGGUGACGUCUUAGAUUUCGCCCUGAGCACCGAGCUGAAGGCUGCGAACUUGAAGAAGGAGACGCUGCUGAAAGGUAGCACAUUGGAGGUUUUUCAGAGCACGGUCUUGGGGAAGAUGGUCUCAUCGGCCUUGAAGCUUUGGAAUGAGAAGCUCCAGAGAUCUGUGAAGAUGGUGAGUGCGGAGGUGGUCUACGGAGAGGGUGACGAGAUGAUCUUCGGGGAGAGAAGGCCUCGCAUGGCCGUGGUGGUGCAACUCGCUGAGGAGCAUGCCGAGUUGAGAGCCAAGCAAAAAUUCGGUGCUGUGAAGGAAGUCGUGGAGAGCGAACGCGAUUCGCCAAUGCACGGCAUGGGAAAGUUCCUGGAAGGUGCAUGGGUGAGCCACGAACGAGUCCAGUUUCCUGGCACCAACAACGAGCAACAGUAUUUUGCAGGUCUCUCGAGUGUCAUGACAUGUUUUAUGCACGAGUUGCAAGUGGAGCGCGGUCUUUCCUGCUAUGCCGUGGCUGCAGACCCCACGGUUUUGGUUACAGCCGGGGAGCGCUUGCAGAACCAGCGCACCCGCACCGACAAGGCUGUACAACAACUCUCCGAGAUUUUGCGCCUUGCGCCGGCCCUUCAGGAGAAAGGCUACAUCCAAAGCAAGCACAAGGACCUGUUGGCCGUGCAAGAGAUCUCCGUUGGCUUGGUGUUGCAGAGAGGCCGCGUGAAUGAUGCGAUGCGACACGUGACGCCCAGCUGGAUCAGCCGAUACGAGACCGUCUGCAUGGGAGACACGGGAUACCAUUCACUCAUCGAUCGCAUCAUGAAAACCAUCGUGCAAGCCCUGAGCUUCGCGGCAGAAGGCCUGGAAUCUCCAGAGGCCAAGCAAGUCCCGGACCGGUGUGCCUUCCUGCUGAAGUGCAAAGAAGCCGUUGGUCGAGAGCGAGGUCUGAUGGCAGCGAAAAGUCGUUCGAAACUGGACGACGAGAGCAGAGCCAAGCAGCUCUUCAAGGAAACGACAGAAGGUGGAGAAGAAGCCUUGAAGCGAAUUCUGGAGGAUAAACUCCUUGGACCCGCACCAGAAAGCCAGACUCUGUCAGAUGCGUUGGCAGAGGCACGUUUGCUCUACACGAAUGACGCGAAGGUACCUUCAGACAGGGCAGUGGAAUUAUUUGAGAGGUUUACGCAGUGGAUUCAGCUUGCCUAUGGCCACAUUCAAACUGAGAUUGAGGCUUUGAGUGAGGACAUACCAGCUGAAAGCACGGCUCUGGCCCGUCCUGAAAUGCAGUUGGGCGUGCAGUUCGAGGAGCAAGUGGAUGAUGGGCCGCUUGGGCUCCUGUUGGCGGACAUGGCUGCUAAUGCCUUCAAAAACGUGGUUGUCAUGGCUGGGGCGGGCAUUUCGGUGUCUGCGAAUCUGCCAGAUUUCCGAUCCAAGGGGGGGCUCUAUGACCAGUUGAGGCAGACCACCAACAUCACAACGCCAGAGACCAUCUUCACCAGGCAAUUUCUGAAAGAGCAACCGUUGCUCUUCUACAAGGUGAUGCAGCAACUGAGGGCGGAUCAUGUGUCCCCUACCCUCACGCAUGAGUUCCUGAAGAGGCUGCAGGACAAAAAGAUUCUGAGGAGAGUCUACACACAGAACAUUGACUGCUUGGAGCGCAAGGUUGGCAUUCAAAAGUCAUUGUUGGUGGAAUGCCAUGGGACCACACGAAGAGCGAGGUGCGACGAGUGUCGGACCUUCAUCUCUAAGGAAGAGUAUUUCGACCAAGCCGAUCCACCAAGGUGCAGGUGUGGCAGCGCGCUCCGUCCGGACAUCGUACUUUUUGGAGAACCAUUGCCUGAGAGCUUUAGCCAACACAAGAGCGAUUUCCAAAACGCGGACCUGCUGAUAAUCAUGGGCACUUCUUUGAAAGUUCAUCCUUUCGCCUCUCUGCCCAAGCUCAUCAAGCCCACGUGCGCCUUGUUGGUCAUCAACCGAGAGUUCCCACAGAGCUUGCAGCUGCACCGCCAGGUCCGGACCUUGCGAUCGCGCCUGAGCGGUACCAAGCUGCGGAAGCACGUCUUCUUAGGUGGUGACUGCGACACGAGCGUCCGCUGGCUCAUGCAAGAGCAGGGUUGGGAACAACGAGCAAUUCAAGUCUCCGUCUAA
Molecule: messenger RNA, 3372 nt
Organism: Symbiodinium necroappetens
Lineage: Eukaryota; Dinophyceae; Suessiales; Symbiodiniaceae
Source: the annotation of a GenBank genome assembly